This is a messenger RNA of Cydia pomonella (codling moth), 6042 nucleotides long. It is a transcript of the gene chm, whose product is annotated as histone acetyltransferase KAT7. Gene Ontology annotation, molecular function: histone acetyltransferase activity; zinc ion binding. The transcript is spliced from 11 exons. NCBI's taxonomy places the organism in Eukaryota, Metazoa, Arthropoda, Insecta, Lepidoptera, Tortricidae. The record is from RefSeq and is a predicted model, not a curated record. Gene Ontology annotation, cellular component: nucleus. Bases 529 to 2847 code for a protein of 772 amino acids. Gene Ontology annotation, biological process: regulation of DNA-templated transcription.
UAUUGCUUUUAUUAUUUUUCUAGAUAUUAUUAAAAUACAUUUUCAUAACACAUGAAGGCAAAUUUUUUUGUUACAUGUGUGGCAUCUCGGCAGUAGUUGAAGACGUAGUACUAAACACAAUGAAGUGCCGGCACUUCAAUGAGGCCAACUCUAGUAAUAUAACGUCAAUGGCCAAGACGAAACUAUAAGGCUCGCACUAGUCGCACAUAGCUCGCACUGUUAAAAUGUAAAACCAAGCUUCUAACUCUACAAGCUAACCUGGCGACACUAAACUCGGCAAACCAGUGUCAUUUUGACAGUGACAUUGACAGUUUGGUUUGCUACGUGCAAUGCAAUUACAUUUCAUGCCUAUCUUGUAUUCUUGUAGUGUUUUAGGAUUAAUGCUGGCGAUAUAGGCGACCGUUUUUAUGAAUUUAGUUUUGCAAUGGCUAUAUAAACGUUUGUUCAUUAAAAGACAGUGAUAAGCCAUUCUCGGCACAUUCUCUCUUUGUGUCUCGUGUUAGGCGACUUACAUUUAAUUCUAAAAACAUGACAAAUCUUGAUGUAAGCAACAGUAGCACAGACAGUAGUUCUGGGUCAUCCUCAGACUCAAGCAGCAGCGGCAGCUCUUCCACCAGCUCUGGGUCGGGUUCAAGCAGCUCUGACUCUGAAUCUUCUACCUCCGACACCCCUGCAGUUGCACAACCUGCUCCUAAAUCACCCGCUAAGCCUGAUGAAGAACCACCUAAAAAGAAGGAUGACUCAAAACCUAGGCAAACAAAUAAUAAAAAGGUAUCAUCUUCCAGCGAUGAUGAUGUACCCAAACCAGAGCCACCAAAACCUGCACCACCUCGGAGACGUUCUUCUACCAAACCUAAAUCAGCAGCUAGUGUCUUGGCUAAGGGCAAACCGCCUCGAGCAGCAGCAGGAGCUAAAACAACCAAACCAAUACCUAAGACCAUGACUAAACAGCAAACAAAAAAUGACCAAAAAAAGAAGAGUAUAUUCUCUCCUGACAAUAGCUCAGAAUCUGAAUCAGAGAGCAAAUCACCAAAGAGUCCCAAAGCUUCACCGAAAAAUAAAAGAAGUAUUAGAAAAUCUAGUGAGGACAAGGACACAUCUCCUCCAUCGCCAUUGACACCUGCAGAAAAUGAUGAUUCAAAUUCUAAAGACAAUAUAAAACGUAGAAGUGGAAGUAGACCCAGUGGGCCCCCCUCCAAAAAAGUUGUGGACAAUAAAAGCGCCUCUUCAUGUUCCUCAAGUCAAUCUUCAGCAGAAACUGUGUCUUCCGAAAGUGAUAGUGAACCAACUCCCAAAAAGGAGCCAAUUAAAACUGGAAAGACAAAACCACCGUCAGCUAAUAAAGUUGAGAAAGGUAAAAGCGACUCAGGCGAGUCUCAGGCGAACAACAUGCCUCGAAAGCUAACCCGCUCCCUGUCUGCUCGCGUGUCGCGAAUGGCUACAGCCACGAGGCCCAGAACCACCGAUACCGACUCUGAUGUUGAUGAAAAGGCAAACGAUAAAAGCAAGGAAAUAAAAAAGAAAGGCCGUCCUCCCAUUUCUCGGUCUCCCAUCGCUGAGCUCGCGCCACCGCAGCCGACCGAGCGGCGCUGUCCCGUGCGCGGCUGCGACUCCACCGGACACCUCGGCGGCAAAGCGGCCCGACACUUCACUUGGGACGCGUGCCCGCUGUACCACAACGUGACGGGCGCGUGGUGCGUGGCGGCGGCCGAGGAGCGCGCCGCCGCCGCCACCGCGCGCCGCCGCGCGCUCGCCAACAUGCAGCAGCGUCCGCGCGCCAUGCCCACUAUAGAGCAACGGGCGUACCAGCUCAAGGUCAAGGAUAUGCGCUCCAAAUGGAAGGGCAGCCAGGAGCUCCGCGAGAAGCUGGUAGCUUCGGGCGGAGACGACAUGAACGAAGAACGAGAGCCAAUACUAGAGGGCUUCGCGCCUGACUAUGACUUGCGGCUGUUUCGGGAGGCUCAAGCGCUAGCUGCUAUUAAGAUAGAGGAGGAGCUAGGGGAUAUCCCCACCGACAAGGGCACUAGGUUCGUGGUAAUGGGCAAAUACAUGAUGGAGGUGUGGUACCAGUCGCCGUAUCCAAACGACGCGGCGCGCGUGCCGCGACUGUUCGUGUGCGAGUUCUGCCUCAACCACCACAAGAGCGCCACCGGCGCCGAGCGACACCGCGCCAAGUGCGUGUGGCGGCACCCGCCCGGGGACGAGGUGUACAGAAAAGACAAGCUUAGCGUGUGGCAGGUGGACGGUAGGAAGCACAAGCAAUACUGCCAGCAGCUGUGUCUGCUCGCGAAAUUCUUCCUCGACCACAAGACGUUAUACUACGACGUGGAACCUUUCCUGUUCUACGUCAUGACAUGCGCCGACGAAGAGGGCUGCCACGUCGUCGGGUACUUCAGUAAGGAAAAGAAUUCGUUCCUGAACUACAACGUCUCGUGCAUCCUGACGCUUCCUCCUUACCAAAGGCAAGGCUAUGGAAGACUACUCAUCGACUUCAGUUACCUUCUUACCAAAGUUGAAGGCAAAGUCGGCUCUCCAGAAACUCCGCUCUCAGAUUUGGGUCUCAUCUCGUACCGCUCCUAUUGGAAGGAAGCGCUCUUGAAAAGACUAUGCUCCGCGCCCGGACCUACCCUGUGCAUCAGAGAUUUGAGCAAGGACCUCGCCAUUGCAUCCUCGGAUAUAGUAUCGACGUUGCAGGAGAGAGGUCUCAUGAAGUAUUGGAAGGGAAAGCAUAUUGUACUAAAGAAACAGGACGUCCUGGAGGAGGUGUCUCGGCGGGCGGAGCGCGCGCGCUGCGUGGAGCCGAGCUGCCUGCGCUGGACGCCGCCGGGCGCGCCGCCGCCGCGCUGACGCCGCGCCCCGCGCGCGCGACUCGCGCCCAGAGCCCGCGCGCGCCACAUGCCGCGCAGCCGCAGCAGCCAGGCCCGCAGCCUGCUGUAAGUCUGCCCCUGCGCCUGCUGAUGGAUUAUAUCCACUGUGAGAUCUUUGCUUUUGCCAUGCCAUGUCAUGGACGCAGUUUCGUCUGCCUUAAUAGAUCUUUGAUUGUACCUUUGUUGCAUAUUGAUUGACUGUUACUUAGAUCUCACAAUGAUUCUUGCUGGACGUCGAAUGUCACGCGCUGCGAAGCCGCAAGAGCUAAGUACGCGGCCAUACAUAAAACUCAAUUGCCUCUUAUGGUUCAAAUAUAUUGUAUAUUGUAUUGGUUUAUUUAAAUGCUGCUGUUUAGAUUAUAUUUAAAUUUUAUUCAAUGCAUAAUACGUGAGCUAGAUGGUAUCUGAGUGUGCAGACGUCACGCCACCCAACGUGAAAUUUUAUUGAGUUGUAUCGGUUUGGUUCAUUUCACAGCGAUUGUAAUAAAAUGUCUCUAUAAAUAUUAAAGGACUUAUGAGAAAUAGGUCAAAUGUUAAAAGCGUUCAUUUCAUAUGUAAAGAUUUGUCUUGUAAAUGAAUAGUAGGUAAUAAUACUAAUAAUCAGUUGUAUUGUCGAGUAUAUUUAUAUUAAAUAUGUUGAAGAUAUAAAUUAUUGUAAAAUAUAUGCGAUAUGGGCAGAGGCCGAAAUGUUAUCAUUUAACUUUCCCAGAAACAGAAAACAUAAUAAAAUAAAUGGCGACCAAAUAUAUAGAAGAUGUGGAGGAUGGAAUGGUACAAAGAGGAAAUACGGAUAUCCGUAUUCACCCUCACAUCAAUACAUUUCAUAAUUUUUUAUACUAUAAUACGCGCGAGUGUGAGAUUGAGCUUAAUUAAUUUUUCAUCCAUAUGGUUUGGUUUAUAAAAAUAACGUAAAUAAAGCAGUUUAGCCGUGAAAGGGUAAGUGACAGACUUACUAAAAUUAUUUAUUUACUAUUGUUAAGGCAGACUUACUUUCGCAUCUAUGUUUAACUUUAGUAUAAAUAAAAUGUACCUAUCAACAUCAUUGUAAAUUAUAAAAUUAGUUUGUUUAAAAGUGAGCGCAAUCGUAUGGGCACUUUUCAGAUGUCAAGAGCGGUGAAAGCACACACUUGUAAACAAAAUAGGUUAAAUCACGAAUGUCAACGCGGAUUUUAUAUGAGAAUUUUGACAGCUUAAUAUAAAUCUCGCGCCAGCUCUUAUGAAUCUACUUAUACCUAAUUAUACAUUGUAUACAUUUCAGUACCUGUAAUUAUAGAACUGAAAUGUUCGAACCUUAUGACUAGAUAAGUAAAAUAGGUACUUACUCAAACGUCUUCUAUGUUUAUGUUGUAUAUUAUCGCAAUAAGUGUGGUUGUGUAGCGUACUUAGGUACUACGUAAGGAUCCUCUGGUUAUUAUAUCAUUGAAAUGAUAUAUUAAGUUACAUAUAUCCUAUAUUAUGUAUGUAUUGCUAGAGAUAACCAUUGUGAAACAUAAGAUUUGAGGUUUUUUUUCGCGCUCAGUGGUCGUUCUUAGUAGUCAGACCACAAAAUUAUGAAGCGGCUCACUGGAGGUACAUAUAUUCUAAAUGUAUCAAUCACUUCUGAAUAGAUGCUCGUUACAUACAGACGGACAGCUGAAAAGACAGACGGAGGGACAUAACAAAACAAGGAUUUCUCUUUGCCAUCUUGGCUAAGGGAUUCUAAAAAACCGUUUGUGGAUUACUUUACUAUCACCUACGGUGCACUAAUGCUACCCGAGCGUGCAGUCCAACCAAAGAGAAUUUGAAAUAGAGGUAGAUUGUCAAAGAAAAUUUUGUAGCCACAAUAAAUUUACUGCCAUCUUUAGACACAUGAUUAAAACUUGUAGAUCGCCAUUUGAAUUUGAUCCUUAUUCUUUCACGGAUAUGCGUUAAAUUUGUUAAAUAUCAAUAAGUGGCGCAAUCUUACCUAAAGUUUGGGGCGCCAUUGCUCGAAACGAUGCCGCCAUAAUUUUGGCGUUUGAUCUAUUAGAUGGCGCCAACGCAAUUAGUUGCAACCAAUCGCAUGCGUGAUGCGAACUCAUGAUGUUCGGUCGGAAUCAUAAAAACGGGCCUAUCUUUACUUUUGAAAUCUUUGUUCAUCUACCAAAUUACUAGCGUCGCCAUAACGUCUGCCACUUCGGCGGUCAGAGUCCUGUUAGUUGUAAACGUUAGGAUUAACCUUUCUUUGUUGUACUGUUCAACAAGCUCAAACUUGACGAAGCUGCCUUGAUAUGUCAAUGUGCAAUGUAUGUAUAAUAUACAGGUACAUGACGGAUAACCAAACAUUUUCAUUAAAUAUUAUGUUUAUUGUCCUCGCCUUCUCCUCAUGCGCUCUACUUUUUAACUAUCACGGACGGCGACAUGGCGAAACUAUAAGGGUUCCGUAGUCCACUACCCGGUCUGUCCGUCCGCAGCUUUGCUCCGUGAUCGUUAGUGCUAGAAAGUUGCAAUUUGGUAUGGAUAAAUAAAUCAUGCAUGGCGACAGAACGGUAAAAUAAAAACUAUAUAUACAAUGGUGUGAGGUAUCAUUGGAUAGGUCUCUCAAAAUGAAUAAGGAUCUCCAACAAGCAUUUUUUGAUAAAAUGAAAAUUUUCAGAAAUAAUCGCCCCGAAAAUAAAUGUGUCCCCGCCCUCUAACUUUUGAACCGUAUAUAAGAUAUUCGUAUAUAAAAAUUUUAUAAAUACUUUCAAAGAAAACUAUAGCAAAUAUGAUCUGUCCAGCCGUUUUUGAGUUAUUGUAAAAAGACUUCUCUUAGUAAAAACACGUACAAAGCGCUGCGAAGGUACUCCGUUAUGCUUGUAAUGUACACGAUAUGUAUAGCCCCAGUUUAGCCUAUUCUGAUAGAAUGGUAACUACGGAACCCUACACUGACCAUUUUUUACAUAUAUAAACACUGGAAAGCAAACUCACGAAUCAUAUAAUUAUGUUUUAGUACUAAUAGUAAAUAAGCUGCAUAAGCGAAUAUGCAUACUGAAAUGUGUAGGUUGGUAGAUAGUUCAAUUUAGACUAAGUACAAACUGUACAAAGUUGCGUUUUAUUUAUGGAAGAUAUUAUUUUUUGUAAUGUAUUUCAAAUAUGUAUAUUGGUUGUUAAUCUUAACCUGAUGUAAAUAUUACAAUUACUUAUUUAAUAUGUUUAAUACAGUUUGAAUUUUUAA